This is a messenger RNA of Cladophialophora carrionii CBS 160.54, 747 nucleotides long. RefSeq lists its product as uncharacterized. The record is from RefSeq and is a predicted model, not a curated record. The transcript has a single exon. The coding region runs from base 1 to 747 and encodes 248 amino acids. NCBI's taxonomy places the organism in Eukaryota, Fungi, Ascomycota, Eurotiomycetes, Chaetothyriales, Herpotrichiellaceae.
AUGUGUUUGAGAGUCCUCACUUUCUUAACAUCGAUCCGACCAUGCACAUGGGUCGUCUGUCUCCCGUUGCCGCCGAACUUGCGCUUCAUCUGGGAGGCUUUGCAGGAACGAGACGCGCAGAAGCGCCGCGCCAUCUUGUAUAAGCUCUUCGCCGGGUGUGCCGCGACUGCAGACUUUCCGCGCCACCUGGUCCUGGAGGACCUUAUCGAGAUGUACCCUGACGCCAGGAUUGUGUUGAACGUUCACAAAGGCGGUGGUGUUGAUGGUGGUGGUGGUGCCGGCGAAGAAUGGUCCGCCAGCGUAAAGGCGAGGAUCGCGCCGUUCAUGAGUUGGCAGUAUCGCGUUGCUGGUUUCUGGAGUGUACCUGACCAGUGGCACCGUUUGUGUCUGGUGCAAUGGCAACGCUUUGUUAGGGAGAAGUUCCGUGUCGAAACCGUCUGGAGUAAGGACUUGUAUGACAUGCACAACCAGUGGGUGCUUGAUGUUUGUCGAAGGAGGGGGAAAGACGUGCUGGUUUGGGAUUCGAGUAUGGGCUGGGCUCCGUUGUGCGAUUUUCUGGGCAGGAAGGAGCCGGAAGUCGGUAUCCCCAUGACGGACACCGAGCAAGAAGAGAUAAAAGGUGUAGUACAAAGGAGAAUGCGCGUCGGGUUGAAGCUGUGGAUGAGGAAAGUUGUCGUACCGAUGGCAAUCUCUGUCCUUGGUGGUUGGGCAAUCGAGAGGGCGCUUAGUCUGCGGCUACCUGUGUGA